AUGUCUGAACAGAAGAAGGUGCGCAAGCGGUCCGAGAUCAAGCGUUGGCUGAGAAGUUGGGUCUUCACGCCUCUGGGCAACGUGCGGAUCAAGUUGAUCAAUAGGGCCAAGCGGAAGCGUCGAAGUAUCUCAAACUGUAAGCUCAAAUGGAUCGUUUCUGAAGCUCUCACUGAUCGAUAUCCGUCUUGCUUUUUCCGGGACUGUAAUGAUCAGCGAUCGACCCCAGUGAGGAGGUCCCUGCUCGAGAAUGAGUUUGACCUAUCUGUGGUAGAUCUGGAUGGCCCUAUGUCCGAACAGUCGGAAAGUCCGCCACACCAGUCUUUUAGACUUGAUUUGGCUGUGGCUAAUGCCCCUCUGGUUGAUGGAAAAGAUCGUACUGUGCCUACCGCCCAGCCCACGUCUCCUCAUGAUCCCCGUGAACGCUGGCAAGGGGAGGAGCGUUCUGUGUUGAGAAUCAUGAAUCCAGAUGUGUCGGGAGCGAGUAGUGAGGAUGAGAAGCCUGGGGGGUCAGGCCUCGUCUCUGUAAUCGAGGACGAUGGGAAUAUGUACGAACUUUCCGCACUUGGGGUAUCGAGCCCUGACUUACCUGCUGAGUUAAGUGGUGAAGAAAAGCUACCUGGGCAGUCACGCUCUGUUUUAGCCCAAACUGAUGUUGGGAUGGCCAACCCUCUGGUGAUUGAAGAGCUGGCCCCUCAACUUCCAGAUUUGUAUUUCAUCUAUCAACCUGACCCACCAUUAUGUUGUCUCAUCACCUCAGCUCUUUGGGACUCCAGCUCACCAUUCAUAUUCGAGAACGGCAUCUGUUCGUGUGCACACUCCUCAGUUGGUACUCAACCAUUGAUUCAAGAGAUGCCCCCCUCGGACAUUCCACGUUCAUCCAUCAAGAGGGCCAACCCCCGGAUGAAUACCAUGGAAUUCCUCAUCCGUCAAACACAGAGAAAGCGAAACGCCAUCGUGAACAAUCAUUACAUCGCCCCGUUUGUUCCCUUGCAGCCUCGACCACUCAGAGUUCGAAAAAGCUGUGAUGUCACCCCCACCAACACGCGGACCGAUGCCAUGUCCCCCAUUCCUGCAAGGACACCCCAUGAUGGGACAGCGCCAGUACAACACCCACCAUACAGUCUGCGCCGUAAAAUAGAACACGGUCUAUUACCUCCUUUACCUCUCACAAGUCACUCAUCAAAUACCUCUUCUUCUCCUGGACCAGCAAACCGCAGCUCUCAAUCACCCCGCAUCUCAUCCGCCACUCCUGCCUCUGCAUCAGCAACACCUGGGGACAUCACACAACACCCUGAUCGACCACCAUCAAUGUGCAACAGUUGUUUAGCAGGACGACAACGUUCCCUCCACAGCCAUCCCUACCAUCGCCGUGGUGACAACAGCCUACAAUUUGGAAACCCUCCACUCCCAUACCCUUGCCCCCGAGUACGAACCGGUCUUCCGACUGGCAUUGAUGGUUUGCCAAAUUCUCUCUGGGCUGGUCCACAGUGCCGGCACUGUUCGACCCGUCGAUAUGGGAUCGUCUCUCCCCUAGUGGUGGUUGGUCCUCGGCCUCGGGCGCUGAAUCGUGUCUCCGCCUCCUUCUCAGCCACCGCAACUGACUCGCCUUGGGCUGGCCCUGUAGGCCCUAGGGGCUUCUAUGUUGUAUCUGAAGAUGACUUGCCCAUAUUGGCUGGAACGGAUCGUGUCGAUGAGAGUAUUGGUCCAUCUGGCUUAGAAAUGUGUCUUGUUGCGGGAUCCACUGCCCAAAGCCGGAGAUACCGUUGA
Molecule: messenger RNA, 1767 nt
Organism: Penicillium digitatum Pd1
Lineage: Eukaryota; Fungi; Ascomycota; Eurotiomycetes; Eurotiales; Aspergillaceae
Source: RefSeq, a predicted model, not a curated record